AUGUCCGAAGAAAAGUGGGUUGCGGCUCACAAACACUAUUCUGGCACGAUCUAUGGAUUGGAACAUCACCUCUCAAACAGAACACUGCGGCCACAAGACCGACAAGAAAAGGAAAUCCUAAGCUCAAUAUUAGACAGAGUCACCCUCUCACAUGAUGGCAUUGAUCAAUAUAUUUGGAUGCCAGACAAAAGGGGGACCUUCUCGGUGAAGAGCUUCGGGCUCGAACUUGCAAAAAGGACGAACAUGAGUAAUCUCCCAACAUUUAAAGGGCUGUGGGCUGGCCUCAUCCCAUUCAGAAUCGAGAUGUUCUCUUGGUUCGCCCUCUUGGGCAAACUAAACACCAAGUCAAAGCUGAUAAACCUGGGUUUAAUACCCCCUUCAGAAAGUCUAUGUGUCCUCUGCGAAUCCUACCAGGAAUGCCAUAACCAUCUGCUCCUCCAAUGCGACUUUGCCGACACUUUAUGGAAAUGGUGGCUGAACCUAUGGGGCAUCAAGUGGGUACUUCCAUCCACAAUUAAACUGGCAUAUGAACAAUGGCAGCAUCCGAACCAUGGGAACUUCUUCAAGAAGGUAUGGAAGGCCGCUUUCUUCAUCAUAAUAUGGUCAAUAUGGAAGGAACGUAACAUGAGAAUUUUCGAACAAAAGGCAAGUCCGCCUUGUGACAUCCAGAACCUCAUCUUACUAAGGAUUAGUUGGUGGAUCAAAGGAUGGGGAGACCCUUUCCCAUAUUGCUCCGAUGACAUCCUCCGUAACCCGCAAUGUCUGAAAUGGCGAGGCAUUACCACCAAGCUCUUUCGACCAGAACACAAACAGUGUGAUUGGCUACCCCCUCCAAACGGGUCUCUGAAAUGGAAUGUCGACGCCUCGCUCAAAACCUCCUUGCCUAAGUCAGCUAUUGGUGGAGUUUUGAGAGAUAUCAAUGGAAAUUUCAGAUGCUUAUUCUCAACCCCAAUACCCACCAUGGAAAUCAAUAAUGCCGAGGUCCUGGCAAUCCACCGUGCUAUAAAAAUCUCCAAAGGCAGUGACAGAUUAUCACAAUGCAAGUUAACAAUUGAGUCCGACUCGGCCAACGCAGUAAAAUGGUGCAACGAGAGCAAUGGAGGCCCAUGGAACUUAAACUUUAUCCUUAACUUCAUACGAAACUCUUCAAAAGAGGGCCUAGGAAUCGAAAUCAUUUACAAAGGCAGGGAAUCAAAUUUUGUUGCUGACUCAUUGGCAAAGCAGGGGCUCGUAAAGGAAGAUGAAUUUCUAGCCUGGAUGUAG
Spinacia oleracea (spinach) is the source of this 1263-nucleotide messenger RNA. RefSeq lists its product as uncharacterized. Gene Ontology annotation, molecular function: nucleic acid binding; RNA-DNA hybrid ribonuclease activity. The coding region runs from base 1 to 1263 and encodes 420 amino acids. NCBI's taxonomy places the organism in Eukaryota, Viridiplantae, Streptophyta, Magnoliopsida, Caryophyllales, Amaranthaceae. The record is from RefSeq and is a predicted model, not a curated record. The transcript is spliced from 2 exons.